AUGGUACUGGAUUAUAGGCCCAUAGGGGCCCGUAAUGCAUCCGGGGGCAGAUUUUCUCAUGGAUUCUUCACACCUGAGGAGAAACACUCUAAAACCGAUUACAUCGGUGCCUUCGCCGAUGGUUUAAUUGGAAGGCGGGAUCGUAGGGCCACCAAGGAUGAUAUGUGUAUAAAUCUGAGCUCUUCUCAAUUCGGUGCAGCUAGAAUUAUUAUCGAAGACGAUGGCUCUACUUGUAGUAGAAGUUCUUCAAGGACCGGGGAUAGCGAGAGGACGUCACGCACCAGUUCAAGUAUCGAACAGGAACUUCCAGGCGGGACGUAUUCACCACCAGUUACCGUACAUCGUGGGAGAACGGUUUCGUAUCUGACGCCACAGCCCAUGUCGAAGCCACAGACCCCUAUACGGAAUGUCAAAAUGCAACGCUUCCCGAGUCUAUCUGGUGUUGACUUGACGAAUCUUCCUCCAACUCCGGAUUCUUUACGAGCCACUCCUUUAUUUGGAUCGGGGCUGGAUAUGAAUAAGAGAAGGAGAGAGCCUUCGCCUGAGAUUCCGAGUGCCGAGGACAUUGAAUCUGAGGCAGAAGUAGAUCAUCAUUCAAACCUAGAAGGUGAAGAGGAGGAUGGGUUAGAAGGAGAUGAAUGGGAGGAUGUAGAAGAGGAUGAAGAUGGGGAGACUGACGACGGAGACAGCGUAAGAUACGAAACGGCAAGCGACGACUACGAAGAAGAUAUGGAAGAUAAUAACUUCAUCAUUGGAGAGGAAGAUGGCGAUGGUGAUGAUUAUGACAUCGGAGAGGAAGAGGAGGAGGAGGAGGAGGAGGAACGAGAAUUGCAAGGACGAGAAGGAGACAGACAAUUGCAUUUAGAUGGAGCCAUAUCCCCCUACAAUACAAAUACAGACGAAGACUUGGAUGAAGACGGCGCAUACACUCCUAGGCUACGUGCCAAACUCGAGGCAUCUCCUCAGAUAUCCCCCAUCAUUGAGUCAGCAUCGACUUUUCCAUCUCCUCCUCCUCCCACCAACACUCCUCUGUCCAUCACCAACCUUCCACCCCCACUUCUUGCAUCUACAGAACCUCCUCUUCUUGUCAACCGUACUUUCAAGUUGACUUCACAUCUAUUCUCUCGUCCAUCAUCCUCAUCAAUUUCUCAUCCACCUUCUUCGACUUCGUCGUCGUCGUUCUCUUCUUUUUCUUCUGCCAACCAACCAGCAAGCUUCUCUGAAGAUCUUUUAUCGACUUCAACAGCUAGCUACGCGUCGGGCCUAUCCAAAUCAGAUUCCAUUCCUGUGACUUCGGUUUCUUCCUCUUCUUCUACCGUUGUCCACCUCUUAUCCGAUUUCAUCGGAAACUCCCCUGCUUCUUCCUCUUCAUCUAUUCUUUCUAUCGACAAUCCUCUAGAUCCGGUGAGCAACCAUUUAUCAAGUUUGCCUAUCAAUUGUUCAUCGAAUACCUUGAGUGAAAGUUGCUCUGGACUUUCCCUUAGCUCUCCAGGAAGGUUACUUCCCCACGGAUUAUCAAGACCUUCUUUCAAUUCUUCAACAGCCUCAUCUUCCUUGGAGCCAUUGGAAAAAAUGCCUCCAUAUAUCCAGAUCAAGAAGACAGACAAGGGGCUGUCGUUAUCUUCCAGCAUGGAACGACAGAACCCUAAGAAGAAGGCAAUGCCCCAAGCCAAGAGCUGCAUCCCAGAGAACCCGACAGAAUUUCGCGACUACGCCCAAGAGUGCGUCUGGGCUGCAGAUGCGGCGCGAUUGAAUCCUUGGAAUCUCCACGAGGGAGAGUACGAGGUUCUUCGCGACCAUCUCAAUCAGUUACAUGUCACCACGUAUUUGAACAUUCGGAAUGGAAUUCUUCGACUUUGGUUGAAGAAUUCUAAGAAACGGGUGACGGUGGGGGAGGCAAUGGGGUGUUGCAAGGAGGAAAGGUUCUUCGGGCUGGCCGAGGUGGCCUUCAAUUGGCUGACGAGAAGUGGUUAUAUUAACCACGGGUGUCUUGAGAUGCCCAUAAGCUCGUCAACUAAGAAGCCAGGCACCCGGCGGAGGAAGACCAUUGCCAUAAUUGGAGCAGGCAUUUCGGGCCUCGCUGCGGCCAGACAACUCGAGGCACUCUUAGCCUCGUCUGGUGAGUGUUUGGGAGGGUCCGGUGUUCCCGACGUUGUUGUCUUCGAAGGAAGACACCGUCUGGGUGGUCGAGUUUUCUCGGCCACUUUAACACCGGGCCCUCACAACCUCCCGGACGGGCUGGAGCCAGCCGUCGACAUUGGCGGGCAAAUCGUGAUGGGGUACGAUGCCCGGAACCCCCUUGCUGCUCUGAUCGUGGAUCAGCUGGGAAUACCUUUCCAUACCAUUGGAAGGGUGUUCCCGAUCCACGAUCACGACGGCAAGGUGAUUGGGGACGGGCGGGAUACCGUCAUCGAGCUCGUCCACAACGACAUCUUGAGGCGGCUAUCAAAAUUCAGCUAUAAGGAGCCGCCGCCGCAGACCGCCCAUGGUGAUGUCGAAUACAUCACCAAAUGCAAAGACCCAUGGGGCGUGGGAGGGCCACCGCUUGCGGAGGUCCAGGGCGAGGGCCAUGUGGCCCCGCCCAUCCCACUGGCUGAGAGGGGGAGGGAGAAGAAGGAGACCCGGAAGCUCCGGAAGGCCCUUGAGGGGCUUAAUAUCAAGGUGGCGAAAGCCUACAACGGGGAUGGUUUGGCUUGCCUUGGGAGGACUAUGGAGAAGGUCCUCCCGGGGUAUGCCAACCUCCUCAAGACGGACGCCAGGGAUCUCCGUCUUUUCAACUGGUUCCAGGCCAACCUGGAGUACGGGAACGCGGUGGAGGUCAACGGUUCCAGUUUGGAACACUGGGACCAAGACGACGGGAACGAGCCGGCGGGGGCCCAUACGAUGAUUAUGGGCGGGUAUUCUGAGCUAGCCAAGGGCCUCAGCUCCACACCAUCGGAGCUUGACGUCCGCUUGAACCAUGUGGUGACGAGGAUCAAGUAUGAUCCUAAAAACAGCGAGAAGAAGGUGGCCCUGCAAUUCGCAGAUGGCCAGGCCUUCGAGGCCGAUAAGGUCAUCGUCACCUUACCCCUCGGGGUAUUAAAGCGGGAGCAUGGUGUGGACUUUGUCCCACCACUCCCAGAGGCCAAGCAGGAUGCCAUCAAGAGGCUUGGCUUUGGCCUUUUGAACAAAGUCAUCAUGGUGUACGAGGAGGCAUUUUGGGAUACCAACAAUGCUGGGUUCGGUUGCUUGCGAAAAGCCGAGGAAGGUCAAGAUGAGGACCUUUUCUCGAGCUACGAGAAGAAGAGGGGGCGCUUUUACAUUUGGUGGAAUACCACCGAUGCGGUGGGCCGACCAACUCUGGUCGGUUUGAUGGUUGGUGACGCUGCGGAGCAAGUCGAGGGCGAGGACCCAGAGGAGAUCAUCAAGGAGGCGACAGGCAUACUGAAAAAGUGCUGGGGGGAGGAUAAAGUCCCGGACAGACCAGAGGAGAUCUUUGUGACUAAGUGGCGCAAAGACCCCUUUGCACUCGGGUCUUACUCUUACGUUGCACCCGGUUCGACCGGUGCUGAUUAUGACACUAUUGCUGAGCCCAUUAACGACCAGAUAUUCUUCGCCGGAGAGCAUACAAGUCGGAAAUACCCCGCUACAGUGCAUGGGGCCUAUAUCAGUGGCCUCCGCGUGGCCGGCGAAGUCGCUGAAGCUAUGCUCGGUCCUAUCCAUGUUCCGACCCCGCUAAUUGGACCCCGCGUUAUGAAGUCCAGACCUGAGGCUGUCGUGGAGACCACAACGAUCAGGACGUCUUCGGUCGCUGGUCCUCGUGUGACAAAGUCUACGAACAUCCAAAUCACGAAAACGACAAAGGACCAGAGGGCGACGAUCGCCUCUCGCAGGUCAACCAUUAGCACAGCCGUGCGGCAGAAGACAAAGCGCAAGGCAUCUGAUGAGGAUGAAUACAGAGAUCUGGCGAAGAGGGUCCGAACGAAAAUCUCUCGAGCGGAAACUUCACAACAAAAGAGGAAGCAUCAGGUGGCCUAUGAGCCCGAACUAGAGGCUCGACCUAUAAAGAAACCGCGAGUACCAAGUGUUCAAGCCGGGCCGCAGCAGAACUGCGUGCCCACUGACCCCAAGCCCGAAGAACCGAGGAAGGAAACUGCGAACCCGUUCUUGAUAUACCAAAAGGAUUUCUUUAAGACAGCUCAGAACAGAGCAAACCAUACGAAGCGUGAACAAACUGGUACCGCAGAUGCCAAAGCUGACCGAAAUGAAGUUCGGGUAGUUCUUGGAGAUAUGUGGAGGAGUGCCGCUCCAGAAACCAAAAACCGAUAUCAAGAUCAGGCGAACCAGAACAAGCGCGAUAACCUUGCCAAGAUAAACGACCACAAGCGUCAAGUGGUAGCAUGGGAACUGAGGCAGGUUACGAGCACCAGAGCUACCGUCAUUCCUGCCCCCAUCUCUUCAUCACCAGCUCCGAUCUCCUCGGCGGUAUACCCUACCCCAGCUGACACAACGCCCUCCGUUGAUGAUCGGGAAGCAAUAUCAUAA
Orbilia oligospora ATCC 24927 is the source of this 4524-nucleotide messenger RNA. RefSeq lists its product as uncharacterized. The coding region runs from base 1 to 4524 and encodes 1507 amino acids. The transcript has a single exon. The record is from RefSeq and is a predicted model, not a curated record. NCBI's taxonomy places the organism in Eukaryota, Fungi, Ascomycota, Orbiliomycetes, Orbiliales, Orbiliaceae. Gene Ontology annotation, molecular function: protein binding; oxidoreductase activity.